Molecule: messenger RNA, 6749 nt
Organism: Drosophila mojavensis
Lineage: Eukaryota; Metazoa; Arthropoda; Insecta; Diptera; Drosophilidae
Gene: Octalpha2R
Product: alpha-2Db adrenergic receptor
Exons: 3
Coding region: 1079-3235 (718 amino acids)
Biological process (GO): adenylate cyclase-activating adrenergic receptor signaling pathway
Cellular component (GO): membrane
Molecular function (GO): G protein-coupled amine receptor activity
Source: RefSeq, a predicted model, not a curated record
GAUGUGCAUUUCCAGCGGUGCGAACGUGUUGCGGGCGCGUCAGCCGGCCCAGUAGCCAAACAGCCAAAGUAAACAGCCAAGACUCACUGACACUUAGCCAAAGAAAAAGCGCCAAAUCGUGUCGAGAAAUGCCCACGCCCGACUGAGUGUGGCUUGUGAGGCGCGCGAGUCCCCAAAAGAAAACUGUCCACAAAUCCAUUGUAAAUAAGUGAGCUAUUUAUCUGAGCGGAUUACAAACUGUUGAUCGAGUGCAAAUCGAAUACGUAUACGAAAAAAGCGAACGGACGGAAGUGCGGCGAAGGCGCAAUGUGAAUGCAGAUCGGGCACAUCCAUGGCAUCGAGAUCGAGAUAUCGAGAGUGGGGUUCAAGUGGUGCCCCGGUGGCGGGUCCCUGUUGUAUAUAGUCAGUCUUAAUCCAUAGUAUACGUUUAAUCUGCGUGUGUGUGUGUGUGUGUAGUUCACUCUCGCUCACUCUCGCUCACUCUCUUUCUCACUUGCUCUAUCUCUCUCACUCACACUCUAUCUGUAUUUCUUCAUGUGUGUCGGUCUAUGUGUGUGUGUUUAUCCAGCAACAACAAUAACUAAAACAAACAAAGAAGAUAUUGUAUAUGAAUGUAUUAUUCAAAUAAAUAAUAAUAUUAAUAAUUAAUAGUUAUAUGAAAGCCGCGCGCGUUUUACGCUCACGCGACUUCAAAACGCUUCGCACAUACACAAGUUUCGGUGCAAAACGGGUAAAAACAUAAUCGAAUAAUUGCAAAUCGCAAAACUAUGCUAGGCAUUAGAUAAAUUAAUAGAUUUAAUGGGGUGUUGGAACUGAAUUCCGAACGUAAUUGAAACGCACGCAAGCGAAUGCUAGAUUGCCGGCCGCAUUUUCAAAUUUAAUUAUAAAUACACACACACACCUACAUAUAAAUAUAUGCAUAUAUAUAUUUAUUUAUAAAUACAAACAAAAUAUAAAUUCAUAUAUACGCAUAUGCCUAGCCAAGUGAAGUGGACAGCGCCAGCAUGGGACCAAUCCGACGCUAGACAGAGAUAGAUAGAUAAAUACACCUGACAAGCGCAACAAUAAGCGAAGCAACAUGGACUACGCCAAAGUGGAGGCCAGCAUCAAUACGGGCAACAUCAGCAAUGAUGACUUCCUGGCCGUAUUCUCGAGCGCUGCCACAAUAACAACAACAGCUGCCACAGCCGCAGCCGCAGCCGCAGCCGGAGCCGGAGCAGCAUCAUCAUCACUGGCCCAUGGCAAUCCGGCGGCCGCACUCAAUCCGCCGCUGGUGACAGUCGAUGGGCAGGUGCAGCUGCCGAAUCUGCUGGAGAUGCAGCCGCCAGUGAACGAUACCAUCUAUCUGCUGAAUGGCAGCCUCUACAACAACAGCCUCCAGCUGGCGGGCAGCUACUACAAUCAGACGACGGCCAAUAUGAGCAUGGGCCUGCUGGCCAACAGCAGCAACGGCACGGAGGUGCACUGGGAUGGCCGGUAUCCGAGCGGCUAUACGCUGACGCACAUUGUGAUCGCCUCGAUCAUUGUGACCAUACUGAUGAUCAUCAUUGUGGUGGGCAACAUGCUGGUGAUCAUUGCAAUAGCCACCGAAAAGUCGCUGAAGAACAUACAGAACUGGUUCAUUGCCUCGCUGGCCGUGGCCGACUUCUUUCUGGGCCUCAUCAUAAUGCCCUUCUCGCUGGCCAACGAGCUGAUGGGCUACUGGAUCUUCGGCAGCUGGUGGUGUGACAUACACUCGGCCAUGGACGUCCUCCUCUGCACAGCUUCGAUCAUGAAUCUGUGCCUCAUCUCGCUCGAUCGCUACUGGAGCAUCACCAAGGCCGUUGACUAUCUCAAGUCGCGCACGCCCGCCCGCGCCGCCGUCAUGAUCACCGCGGUGUGGAUAAUGUCGGCGCUGAUAUGCAUUCCCCCGCUGCUCGGCUGGAAGGUCAAGAUGCCCGAGGGGCCGCUGCCCAAGUGUGAGCUAAGUGAGGACAUUGGCUAUGUGCUAUACUCGGCGCUGGGCUCCUUCUACAUACCCAGCUGCAUAAUGGUCUUUGUGUACAUACGAAUCUACUUUGCCGCGAAGGCGCGAGCGAGACGCGGCAUUAAAAAACAUCCGCGCAAAACAAACAACGAACAGGUAACGAGCUUCACCACCGCCAACAAGAAAGGAACAAUACCGAUGCCAUCCUCCAGCGGCGCCACGCAGCUGCAGCUGCACCAGCAGCGACAAAUAGCCACCAUUGAGACCCCACCGAACAGCGCGACGAUGCCGAUGCAAAUACCGACAGUCACCAUGGACCUGGCCUCGGACAUAUCCACCUCGGAGGCCGGCGAGCUGGAGGCCGUGGCCGCCCAGACGGUGCUGGCCUAUGCCAAUCCCAAUGGUGGCUCCGGCUCAGCCACAGCGCUAGGCAGUGCUCCCUGCUCGCCGAAGGAGACACUGCAAGUCAGCACCAUUGCCACGGGCCGUGGCAUCGGACUCAAUGUGCCCGUGCCGCCGUCCAUGGGCAGCAACAACUCCAUCAACGUGCUGAACAACAACAAUGGGUGCGUGGCCAGCGAGGGCGUGGCUCGAGCCAACGCGCUGGCGGGCAACAGUGGGGCGACUGCAGCGAGUGGAGCGAGCGGUGGUGCUACUGGUGGUGCUGGCACGGCUAGCGGCAACGAGCUGCGCGUCUCGCCCGUUGCCGGACGCUGUCGUGCCCUCUCAGUGGGCGUGGACACGGAUAUGGUGAGUGAAUUCGAUCCUUCCAGCUCGGAUUCGGGCGUGGUCAGCCGCUGUGCGGUAGUUAAGCCGCUCAAGUUUCGCCUUUGCCAGCCCAUCUUCGGCCGCAAAGCGAACCAGCAGCGCCGCAACGAGGCCAAGGCAGCCACCGUGGCGGCCAAGAACAACGCCGCGGCGGCGUCCAAGUCGAAGGAGCUAGCCGCCAAAACCGAACUCGAACCGGCCAUACCCAAAACACCAAAGCCCCGCGAUCCGGAGAAGGAGAAGCGACGCAUCGCACGCAAGAAGGAGAAGCGGGCCACGCUCAUACUGGGCCUGAUCAUGGGCAGCUUCAUCGCCUGCUGGCUGCCGUUCUUCUUUCUGUAUAUCCUGGUGCCCGCCUGUAGCAACCACUGCAAUAUACCGGAGUCGGCGUUUGCGAUUGCCUUCUGGUUGGGCUACAUGAACUCGGCGCUGAAUCCGGCCAUCUACACCAUAUUCAACAAGGACUUCCGACGCGCGUUCCGGCGCAUCCUGUUCAAGUGAUGUUUGGCCUACGUGUGCUGUUACAGGUGCGUUUAUGCGAGCAUCGAGAAGGCUACCGAACGUGCCAUGGGCAGCACACCCAUGGGCUAUGGGCACGGCAUGUAUCAGCAUUACAGACGUUAGUUUUGCUUGGUUUAUGGGGGCAUGCCCCUCUACCCUCUACACUCUACCCACUACCAGUACGGGGUAUCAUACUCUAAGCAUAUUAAGUUUACUAUUCAGCUCAACAGUUUUUGUGGCUCACUUUAGUUAAUCAUCUGUUAUUUAGAUUCAAUUUUUGCUUUAAAGUAACGAACAUUGUAGCUCAUGUCAAAAGCAAUGAACGGCUGUGAAUUUGAUGGAAUCUCUCAAUUUCAAUUUUGCAACAAUUUUUAGUUUAAUUUUCAACUGUGAACUUGAACCACAGCUGCUGCACACACACACACACAUGAACUCACUUAUCCGACCGAGAACAGCCCUCGAGCUAAGCAAACACAAGCUUCAUCUAAGCAAACAUCUUUUAUGCACACUCAAUGGCCAUUCAACUUGAUAUUAUUGCACAAAUUUUCCAUUCCAAGAGCACAAACUGCGGCUGCAUUUCAAUGCCAAAAUGGGCUGAAAACUCACCCAGCUUUGCCUCAAUGUGUCAGCGUGGUCAGGUGAAAAAUAAGAUGAAGAUGAAGAUGAAGAAGAAGAAGAAAAGACAGCAGCACGAAUUGGGAUCAAAACACGAAAAACAUUCAGUUUGGCUGUCAAGUAAAUGUCACCGAAUACAUGACGAUCUGACUGGAUGGAUAAAUGCUGUGCUUCAAAUUAAUCUGUGUCUGCCCCAUGCUAUGCCUCACCCUGCGGGUACCCUGAAAAUUCAUCUAAAAUACGUUUCUCUGAGCAACCAGAAGUGUCACACUUUUUGCCUAUGCAAUUCAGCUUCGCUUUAUAUAUUAAAUUUAUUUUUUAACUGAUUAAUUGCUGCAAUGACAAAUACUUGCAUACUUAAAUACAUAAAUAGUUGAAAGUUCAAUUAAAAAAUAUAAUUUUUAGCCAUGUCAGCAGAGGUUUGAUUCACAGUCAAUAUCAGUUAAAAGUUAAAUUUUAGAUUUAUUUUCUAGCCAUGGCAAUUCAAUUUUCGAGUGACUGAUGAAAUGUCACAGUAUAGUUUCUGGCAUUAUAAGUUUGUUUACAUCAACAUCAUCCAUUCAGUCCUUUGAUGCUGUUGUUGAUGUUGCCUUGGCCCAUUUUGCUGAAAGGCGCCUAAGUGUUAAAAUAAUUCAAAGAACACAAACACUCGCAAAGCAGACGCUGUCAUUUCAUAUGGCACACAGUAAGAGAUAUUUUAUACAGAGAUAGAAGAAUAGCCACAAAAAGCUACAACUAAUGGGCAUGCACAGAUGUGCUAUAGCCGCCUCCCUACCACUUUAGAUGCCAUAAUUUUCGAUGUUGUUUUGUUUUGGUUUUUUCUCUCAUCUUUUGCAUUUUUGGCUGUGCAUCAGCAAAUGCAUGCGCCAGUCGCAGGAAUAAACGACACGUCAUUCCGCCAGACAGACGGACAGACAGUCAGUCAGCGUGAGAGAGAGAGGAAGAGAGAGAGAGAGAGAGCAUAAAACUGAAGGCAACGAAUGUUUUGGCAUGAGGCCCAUUUCUACUCCCCAAACAUGUUCUCUAUGGCCAAGAGCAAAGGCAUAGAGAACUAUGCAUAAAUUUCAGCAGCUAUGUACAUGAGUUUUUCAUAUUUCAGACACUUUGCGGUUAGUUGCACCUAAAUUUAAGAUGCGUGUCUCUGGGAGAUGUAAUCGGCUUGUUCCAUGUCUUGAAUUUAUGGCUGCUUUUAGCUCUCGUCGUUGCUCGGCUUUCAACAUAUACCGCAAAUGUAUUAGAUUUAUUGGCCAGGCCAUUUAUUUUGGGGCACACGCAGGCUAAGUGCCGGCCGACUUUAAAUUGUUCAGAUGCUCAUAAAUAAUGCACCAGCCAAAUCUGUCAGUUACCGAAAAGCAACAACAAAACAAACAUUGUAUAUUUUUUUUUUUUUUUUUUUUGUAUGGGCAUGAGAACAAGGGCUUUUCUUUCCAAUCAACAUGCAAUUUUUAUGACACGCACACAAACACACAGACUUACAGCGUGAUUGUCAGCAACAACGGUGUGUAUAGCAACUGCACUUAAAUGACAAUUUCAACAAAAUGAAGGGACAACAACAACAGCAACAACAAAACCCAAAAACAACAUCAAAUGGCUGUGGGUAAAAGCUCACAUCGAAAACAAUUGAAAUCGAUGGCAAGGCAGGAGCAGUAGGAGUGCAGCUGGCAACCACAGCUACAUUUAAAUGUAUGGCACUGACACACACACACACACACACACACGCCUAGUGCACUUAACUGCACUUUGGUGCGACACAGCAAGGAUGAAUGCCAAACGUUGGCUGCAACACAUUUCUUUAGCUAACUUUGGUUUUUGCUGGGACAUCGAAAUUCAUUUGCGCUUUAUGUGUCGACCGUCAGCAACACGAAAAAUCAGUUAGCAUUUUAGUCGGGCUUGACCGACUGCUGUGUACCUGUACGACAGACAUUAUAUUAUUCAAAGCAUGAAUGAGUUUAUUCAAGAAAGAAAUAAAUGGUAUGUAAAUCAAGUUCAGUUAUAGUCUUGAUCCUAUUAGACAGGCUGAUGUUUCCUUUUUUUUUAUACCCUGAUUUAUAUUGGUUUUUUAUAUUUGUUUGCUAUAUCCUCUAUAUAGGGAUACAUAAUGUGAACCCAUUGAAAAUGGAAACUCAGCUUAUAGAAGGAGGCAUUUCAGAGCCUACAAAAUAUAUAUGUUCCUGAUCAGCCUGGUUCAUCUGUCUGUGUUUCUAUAUGUCUAAGCCCGACGAUCCCAGAAGUUAGAAAAGCUAGAGAUUUGAAAUUUUGUUUGUAGGUUCGUAUAUUGCACGCACAGAUUGACUUUCUUUCCAAUACUCGAUAACUACUCCCAUUUCUUUAUUAAAAGUUAAUCUCCUACAUCUUAAGAGCUAGUCUUCAAAUUUUAAAUAUAGAUUCAUUUGUGUUUUAUAGAAUUUCAAUUGCUUUUGUUAUCCAAAACGUAUUUUGAAAUACUAAAACCUUGUUUCGCCUAUUUUUAGUAUUUUCCUACAAUUGACAUGGAAUUUUCUUAAAAUUUAAUUUAAAACCAAUGUGCAUUGUUUUAUUGUUACUUCGAUUUACGCAUUGUUUUCAACAAUUUUCAACAAGAAUGUCAACUCUGAGCGUAUUGACACUUUAUCACACAAUUACGCAUACUUAUUCGAAUUAAAAUUAUGGUUGAUUGUGUAAUUAGCAUAAAUUAAAUGCAGCGCAAACACAUGAACACCAAAAAAAAUAGUCAAGUACUGCAAAAGCAUUUGCAUUAAUGCAUAUAAUUCAAUUAUGCGCGCUUUUUAUGCAAGUGCUGGGCACACUUCAAUUGUUUUCAGUGCCUUAAUUAGCAUUCGAUUGUUUGUUAGAUAAAAAAAAUAUAAGCAAACACAAAAUUCAAAUGAAUAAUUUCAUUUAGCCAAAUAUUUGUGGAAUU